This is a messenger RNA of Aspergillus ibericus CBS 121593, 2487 nucleotides long. Its product is annotated as alpha-L-fucosidase. The transcript has 3 exons. Gene Ontology annotation, cellular component: lysosome. Gene Ontology annotation, biological process: glycoside catabolic process; fucose metabolic process. Bases 7 to 2367 code for a protein of 786 amino acids. Gene Ontology annotation, molecular function: alpha-L-fucosidase activity. NCBI's taxonomy places the organism in Eukaryota, Fungi, Ascomycota, Eurotiomycetes, Eurotiales, Aspergillaceae. The record is from RefSeq and is a predicted model, not a curated record.
CAGGCAAUGAAGCUCAACUUCCCCGCCUUGACGGCCAUCGCAUGGCAGCUGGCUGGAAAUGCCAAAGCAACAACACAGUCUACCCUCAUCUCCCUCGACCCCUAUUUCAACAACAAGGCAUUUGGCACAUAUCCCGGAGAGACCUCUUUCGAUGCCUUGAAUCAGUCUUAUCCAGACCCAAGUAUCAUCGGAAUCAAUGGCACAUAUACCUCCAAACACACCGGAAUUGUGUACGAUUUUCCCGGCUAUCGCGGGCCCACCCUGAAAGAUAAUAUCGUCUGCGACGGCCAGACAAUCACCGUACCCGAUGAACAAUAUUUUUCUGCCUCAAUGCUAGUGACUUCGGAUGUCCAAUUGUCCACUGUCUCUGGGAAUGUGACUUACACGUACUCGGACAACUCCACCCUUGUUUCAGAAUUGCGCAGCCUGCCGUGGUGGGCGUUCCUGACGAUCAACCGCGGCGAGAUCAUCUUCCCUUACCGAUAUACUGACAAUGACACCAAUUUCAACACCUCUCACAUCUUCGAAUACACCGCAGCGCUCGACUCGAACAAGACGCUUCACUCCAUUACUCUGCCAGUAACCACGAACUCCACCACGGGCCGACUGCACGUGUUUUCCGUAUCCUUGUGGAAGUCUCCUUUGGCCUCUGCACAAGUGCAAUUCAUACGCCCGACCCAGAAGUGGACAGAAAGUGGCAACCAAGUAGUCGAAAUUACCAUCAACAACCCAGGCUCCGAGUGCAUCGCAGGAUCCGGCGUCACCGUAUCUCUGGACAUGUUUGGCAUUCAAACGGUGGAGCCCGGAUACAUCAAGCGACUCUGCCCCGGCGACCAGAAACGGGUCAACCUCGGGGUGAAUGGUACAGCUAACGGCACAGCAACGGUUGUUUUAGACUACCGUCAGUCCAUCCAGCGUCAAGCCUAUGCUCACCCCCUAUCCCUCGGUCUAACCGACUGGACAACCGACCUUUCCAGCCUCUCCCAACAUGAGAGCCCGCAGUGGUUUGACGACGCCAAGUUCGGUAUCAUGAUCCAUUGGGGCCCAUACUCCGUUCCGGGUUGGGGCAAUUCAACUCCUUACGAAAGCUAUGCCGAGUGGUUCUGGUGGUACACCACGCACCGCGCCGCUGACAAGUCCGACACAUAUGACUACCGCCUACGCACCUUCGGCCCAGACUGGAACUACGACGACGGUUUCCCCUCCUUUACCGCAGCGAACUUCUCCCCCAAAGCCUGGGUCGACCUCAUCGACGCUUCCGGGGCCAAAUACUUCGUGCUAACGACCAAACACCACGACGGCUUUGCCCUCUUCGACACCCAAAACACCACCAACCGCUCCUCCCUCCACUACGGACCCCAGCGCGACCUCGUCUCCGAACUCUUCACCGCCGCCGAGACCUACCACCCCUCCCUCAAACGCGGCACCUACUUCUCCCUCCCCGAAUGGUUCAACCCGGACUUCGGCCCCUACGGCUUCGCCGAACUCCCCGGCAACACCUCAACCAGCUGGCCCGGCAUCAUCGCCCGAAACCCCUACACCGGACUCGACGAGCCCUACACCGGUCGCAUCCCCGUCUCCAACUUCAUCUGGGACCUGAUGGUACCCCAAAUGUCCAUCAUAGCCUACAACUACAGCACCGACAUCCUCUGGUGCGACUGCGGUGCCGCCAACGGCACGGCCCCCUUCGCCGCAGACUGGUUCAACACCGCGCGUUCCCAAAACCGUCAAGUCACAAUAAACUCGCGCUGCGGCGUCGCCGAAAUCUCCGACUUCGAUACCCCCGAGUACGCGACUUUCAGCUCCGCCCAACUCCGCAAAUGGGAAUCAAACAUGGGCAUGGACCCCUACAGUUACGGAUUUAACCGCGCCACGGUCCCAUCCUCGUACAUGAACGCCAGCACCAUCGUCACUGACCUCGUAGACAUGGUCAGCAAGAACGGGAACUUCCUCCUCGAUAUUGGACCCCGUGCGGACGGAUCGAUCGUGGAACGCGAGGCCAUGAAUCUCCGAGAAGCCGGGAAGUGGAUUCACGCUCAUGCGGACGCGAUCUUCAACACGACGUACUGGUUCGUGAUGAGCGAAGUUAAUGCGGUCGGUACGGGUGAAGAACAGAUAGGAGUGCGAUUCACCCAGAGCAAUGAUGCGUUCUAUGUCUUGUUCUUGGAUUAUCCUGGGGAAGAAGUGUAUGUGGAUGCGCCGUUGCCGCUGCUAUCUGGCGACCGGGUCGUGGUUUUCGGGAACGGGGCGGAGAAGCAUGUCAAAUGGACGGGGACGGCAAGGAAGGGGUUCACGUUCCGUGUUCCUGAGGGGGCGUGGGAUGGAGAGGAAUUUACUUGGGUCUUGAAGAUUGAGUAUCUUGCUUAGCUGCAGAGUAUAUUUCAUGUGGAGAGGGAUGUCUGAUGGCUAUAUACAUUGCCACUACGGUUAGAUGGAAGAUUCCCCGCUCCUGGAUAGCGCCCGUAUAUUGGGCCUGGUCGAAUAAAU